Messenger RNA from Brassica napus (rape), 360 nucleotides. RefSeq lists its product as uncharacterized. The record is from RefSeq and is a predicted model, not a curated record. The coding region runs from base 1 to 360 and encodes 119 amino acids. The transcript has a single exon. NCBI's taxonomy places the organism in Eukaryota, Viridiplantae, Streptophyta, Magnoliopsida, Brassicales, Brassicaceae. Gene Ontology annotation, molecular function: nucleic acid binding.
AUGGUCAACAUGCUUAAAAAGCGACUGGAGGGCUCUCACGGGAAGUUCGCGGAAGAACUACACGGAGUCCUCUGGGCCUACCGGACCACUCCCAACACAACAACAGGGGAAACUCCCUACUCGCUGGUCUACGGCUCUGAGGCCAUUAUACCCACGGAGAUGCAUGUGAGAACAACGGCCUCAGGGUAUACCUCUCAGGAGGAGAUCAACGAGCUGAUGGCGCUGAGCCUCGACCUUCUCAACGAAAGAAGAGAGGCUGCUCGGCUAAGAAACUGGUCCUACCAGCAAGACAUCGCCAGGACGUACAACAAGAAAGUCAGAACCAAGACCUUCCAACAAGGGGAUUGGGUUCUACGAUGA